GGGAAUCUCCGAGUCCUCAGCUUGGGGUAGUUUCUUGCCCACCUCGUAGACUUCUGUCUGGUUGGCAUCCACGAAUAGGCCAAUACAGGGCACGUUGGCUGAAAACUCUUUGAACUCGGGCACAGUGUACACACUGGUGAACUGGCUCUUCUUCAGCAUCAUGGUGAUGCCCUUAUUGCCAAGAAGAGCCAACCUGUAUCCUCUGGGGCACCUGGGAACAACACACACCAGCACAGAAUUUGAAAAGAAGACGGGAGAUGGUAUGUCCAAAAUGCUGGAUGACUACAUCCACCACAUAGCCAAGACUGGAGACACCAUCUUCCCCUGGCACCGCAUCAGACACUUCAUGCAGCACAUGCUGGAGACGGUAAUGAACGAAUUUUAUGAGACGUGCGGCAGUGCGGAGGAUGUGAGUGAGAACAGCAACGUGCCUCCCUUCUCCUUCUUCAACACACGGGACAAACUCCUGCACCACUUUGACACCUUCACAGGGGCCCCGUUUACGAUACAGAGGCUAUGCGAGAUAAUGGUCGACCCCACCAAACACUACCGCCGCACAGACAAGUUCCUGCGCGGCCUUGAGAAGAACGUGCUAGUGGUGUCCAGCAUUGAGCCAGGCAGCCGACAACGACGGACGGAGGACCCUCAACACACCCUGGUGAAUGGGCUGCAGGAGGGAGGGCUGCACAGCUCCCCCAUCCCCUCACUGCCCCACCAUCCCAAGAGAGUCCCUCACACACAGGCCACAAACUCUGUACUAAACAACACAAAUGACUCCUACAAUGCAGAAAUGAAUGACAGUGAAAACCAGGUGACUAUCUCAGAAGCCAAUGGUCCCAGUGGCCUUCACAGGGAGGAGCAGGCACUGGACAACUCCCUCUCAGACCCCUCAGAGCCCCCCAGUAAGAAGAUGAGGCUGGAGGAAGAGGAGGAGGAGGAGGAAGAAGAAGAAGAAGAGGAGGAAUCCUUUGAGGAAAGAGCUGUGGAGCCUCCCUCCAGGGAACUCCCUGAGGAGAAGGGAGGAGCUUGCAGUGAACAGGAUGAGGCCAAGCUGGAGGCGAUGGAAGUGGAGGAACAGAUGAGCAAAGAUGGUGAGGCCGAGGCUGAGGCAGAGGCAGAGGCAGAGGCCAAGAUGGAGACUGACGAAGCACAAGCUGCUGACACGCCGGGGGAGGAGGUGGGCAGGAGCCUGGCAGUGCCUCAGGAGGAGGAAGAGGAGGAGGAGGAAGAAGACCAGGAGGAGCAGGAGCAGGAGCAGGAGCAGGAGCAGGAGCAGGAUCAAGAGCAGGAGGAGCAGCAGGAGCAACCCCAGGAAGCUUCCAGCAACCCCACCACUGUAACAGACACUGCCGAGGGUGACAAGGUGCCGGAGAACCACGUGAAGGAGGAGGAGGAGGAGGAGCCUCAGGAGGAGGUGCUUCCCUCUGAGGCAUCCCCAGAGGUGUGUUCCUCAAACAGCCACCCAGCCAACUCUCCCCCCAAGGCUGAGGAGGCUGAGAGGGUGUUGGUGGUGUUCUCCUCCUCCUCAUCCUCCAGGUCUUGUGAGGAGGGCAGCCCAGACUCAGGAGAGGGGCCUGAGGAGGGCAGUGGAGAGCAGGAGGUGCCUGACAUGGCCAAGGAAAGAGAGAGCAGCUCAGAGGCAACAGCAGCUGAUGAAGAGAGCAGAAGUGAGUCUCCUAGUGGAGCAGAAGGCUCCAUACAAGCAGACGAGUCCAGCAGCAACAGUCACGAGGCUGACAGCACCUCCCAGACUCAUGGCAGUGGUGUGCUGACCCAAGCUGCCGACACUGCUGCUCGUGCCGAGGCAGAGGUGGACUCUGCUGUCCCAUCUUCACCUCCUGCACCAGAGGUGGACAACUCCACCGAGGCAACCACAGAAGCAGCAGUAGCAGCAGUGGAGAGUCCCACCCCCUCCAACAGUUCCUCAGAGUUCCCCACUUCAGAUGAUGCGGCAACAGCCGCUGCCCACACUACCUCAGAGACCCCCGCCCCCUCCACCUCAUCCACCACCACAACUGCCUCCAUCACCACCACUAGCACUACCACCACCACUACGACUACCACCACAACCACCAAUCACAAUAAAAACUGUGUCUCGGCAUCACCUGAUUCAGAGACGCCCGAGCCGGCCCCAGCUCCGGCCCCGGCCCCAGCCCCAGUCCCAGCCUCAUCCUCAGCCCAGACUCCAGCGCCAGACACAGACAGCAGUGCUGCGGCGGCCUCCUCCACCACCACCCUGCCCCAGUCGGCCUCCAGCAGGGGGGGUGAGCAGGAGGGCGCGGCAGCUCAGUCCUGCCACAAACAGACCCUAGCCAGUAUUAGUUGCUCAAGUUCACGCCAGAGUGAGCCCGACCACCAACCAACAGAGGAAGAAUAGUUCACUGAAUAAAGCAUUAGCAUAUUUUUAUAUACAUUUACUUUACACAGUCGUACCUGCCAUUUGGACACCUGUUCAACAGUUUUGCAUCCAAGAUUAUUUUGAAGUUCUAAGGUGAAAUAGCCUUACAGGUGACUGCCCAUCAUAACUUACAAAUUUCUCUAAUUUUUAAGACCACAGUAGGUAGUGGAAGUUUUAAUGUUUUAUAAUGCUGAUUAUUAUUCCCGACAUGUGAUAGAUUUUCAAGGAGUGCUGAUCUGAUCAUGCAAGUUCCAUUUUACAGGAGAGCCAGCAGGGGAAGGGAGUGGGUGAGGCAGGGAGCCGUGCCUGCUGCGGCGAGGUGAGGCGGGGCCGGGCCGGACUGGGGUGGGGAACGUGGCCUGUAAUGUGGCGUUGGUGUGGUAUGUGUUAUUCCAUUAGUAUUCACUAGACAACUGGAAAUGUACUUAGUUCUCUAGGUAGGUUUCUUUUUGAUAGAUCAUAACAUAAGAGAUGUAGCCUAUUACUGGGACUGGCAGAAGGUAGUUACAUUUUGCAUACUCAGAACACAACAGAGGCAGAUUUUACAUGAAACCAGGAACUUUGGAAUAUUUAUAUUUUUGUAUGUAUUGUAUAUAUCCUCCUCUCAGUUUCAUCUCCUUUAACAACGUGACACGAAAGUAAAAACUAGAUAUUUAUGGUGAGCCUUGAGCUCAGUGACUCCUUGAUGGUGAAUUAUUUAGUCUGACCUUGGUGCAGCACUGUUUCUCGGGCCCCGCUUGGGGGCAGCACUGUUGUAGGGUGUGGAGGGGUGGGAGAAGGGGUUCUCUUGCAAUAAUCUUUUGAGGGUAAGCUAUUGUAGAUCUUCUCUGAUGAAUGAAGCCCUGUAGAUAGUUUGGUAUAGGCAAGUACUCCUACACACCACCAGUCCUCAACAAUUGUAUACUUAUUCAAAAUUAAUUUAAACAACCCAUUUUAACUUUACUUCAGUGAAGUAGCCAUUUUCAAACUGUAUGCUGAAAUUAUUUAUUUUGUGCUGUGUUGGCUGGAUGGUGUAGAAAAUUGUGAAUUUUAAUCAUUUUUAUCAAAACCUUGGACAAUAUAUCCAUAUGGAUGAAGACAAAAAUCUUAGCAGCUUCUUAGUUGAGGCAAAAUUUUGAAAAAUUUUGCUGAUUUAUGAAAUGAAGCACUUUUACUUUGCCCCUUUCAUUGAGUGUUCCAGACACUCAUGGAGAGAUCUGCCGUGUCACUUGACCUUGCAGUGCAAUUUGCUAAACAUAGUACAACACGAUACAAGCAGUGCUCUCAAGUGUAUAAGGUGUGUCGUCUGGAGGCUGCCCGAGUGAGGGGUUGUGGAAGACGUGGGCUUCACCUGGCACAAGAGCACGCUGGUGUGGCCUUCACUUGCCAUGCCAGUGUGCUGUUGUCUACCUUGGUUCUUGUUAACCAGUGUAGUCAUUUUCUCCUACAACACAUAGUGUUUGGCAUAAUGCAUUUCAGCAGUGGGUGGACUCAGUAGUUGGCUUGGUGACACGUUGACGACGAACGAUAGGUUUUGUUAGAAAAUUAUUUGAUUUAUUUUCCAUCAGGAAUGUAUGUUUUAUAAAGAAAUGUCCAAUAAAAUUAAGCCUGUA
Scylla paramamosain (green mud crab) is the source of this 3990-nucleotide messenger RNA. RefSeq names its product serine/threonine-protein phosphatase 4 regulatory subunit 2-A-like. Gene Ontology annotation, molecular function: protein phosphatase regulator activity. The transcript is spliced from 7 exons. Bases 161 to 2377 code for a protein of 738 amino acids. Gene Ontology annotation, cellular component: protein phosphatase 4 complex; cytoplasm; nucleus. Lineage: Eukaryota; Metazoa; Arthropoda; Malacostraca; Decapoda; Portunidae. The record is from RefSeq and is a predicted model, not a curated record.